This is a messenger RNA of Elaeis guineensis (African oil palm), 3230 nucleotides long. Its product is annotated as pentatricopeptide repeat-containing protein At1g73710. Gene Ontology annotation, molecular function: protein binding. The record is from RefSeq and is a predicted model, not a curated record. NCBI's taxonomy places the organism in Eukaryota, Viridiplantae, Streptophyta, Magnoliopsida, Arecales, Arecaceae.
UUGGGCAGAUGACAAACGCACACCUCGGAGAAAUUUUCCCCACUCCCUUCCCCUCCUCCAGAGAUGAGCCUUCGCCGCUGCUGCUGCGCCGGAGCACCACCACGCCCCGGCAGCUAUCUCCACUCCCCACCACGACCGUUUGAUUUCUUCCUCCCUCCUCUCCCUCUUUCUCCCCUUCCUAUCAAACCCACCAGGGUUUUUCAAGGGUUUAAGCCCCAUCGCUCCCUCCCCCGUCGCCAGGCCCAGAAAACACCAGGCGCCGGCUCCCUCCACUCCACCCUCCGAGCCCUCGAAUCUGAACCCAUCGAGGACUUAGAUGACGAAGCCCUCGAUUCCCUCGUCGGCGAUCUCUCUCCCAAGGAGCUGACCGUCGUUCUCAAGCGGCAGAGGGAUUGGCGCCGAGCGCUUCGUGUAUUCAGGCGGAUAAGAUCCCGAAAAGACUACCUUGCGAACCCGAUUCACUACAACAUCGUGCUCCGGACCCUCGGCCGGGCUCGGCGGUGGGACGAGCUGCGGCUCUGCUGGAUUGACAUGGCGAAAGAUGGCGUCUUGCCCACCAACAACACCUAUGCCACCCUCAUCGACGCCUACGGGAAGGCGGGACUCGUAAAGGAGGCUCUUUUAUGGCUCAAGCACAUGAAAGCCAGGGGAAUUUCCCCAGAUGAAGUUAGCAUGAAUACCGUUGUCAGGAUUUUGAAGGAUUCCCGUCAGUUUGAUCAGGGGGAGAGGUUUUUCAGGGGAUGGUGUGACGGGAGAGUCGAAUUGGAUUGUCUUGAUAUCGAUUUCAAUGAGUCAGAUUCCAUCAGUCCGAAGCAUUUCCUUCUCACUGAGCUCUUCAAAUCUGGAGGGCGAGCCCCUGUUUCUAGUGUUGCUGUUGCUCUGAAGGAGGGUCCCCGAAAGCCACGGCUUGCUGCUACUUACAAUACUUUGAUCGAUUUGUAUGGCAAGGCGGGCAGGCUUAAGGAUGCUUCGGAUGCUUUUGCUGAGAUGUUGAGGUCAGGUAUUUCUCCCGAUACGAUCACCUUUAAUACCAUGAUAAAUAUUUGUGGGUCACAUGGGCAUUUGCGCGAGGCUGAGUCAUUGCUUGAUAAAAUGGAAGAGAGAAGAGUUCUUCCUGAUACCAAAACAUUCAACAUUUUUAUGUCAAUGUACGCUUCAGUGGGAAACACUGAGGUUGUGUUGACGUAUUAUAAUAAGAUUAGGGAGAUGGGUCUUUGUCAGGAUAUUGUGAGCCAUAGAAUAAUAUUGCAGCUAUUGUGUGAGAGGAAGAUGGUUCAAGAAGUAGAGAACGUAAUCGAUGAAAUGAUGGAACUGGGCGCCCAUGUAGAUGAGCAGUCGUUGCCUGUUGUUAUGAAGAUGUACAUUGAUGAAAGGUUGCUUGACAAGGCGAAUAUUUUUUUUGAAAAGCAUUGCAGCGGUGGAGGGAUUUCUUCCAAGAAUUACGCUGCCAUUAUGGAUGCUUAUGCUGAUAAGGGCUUGUGGAAGGAGGCUGAGGAUGUCUUCUUUGGGAAAAGAAAUAUUGGGUUUAAAAGGGAUGUAGUGGAGUACAAUGUGAUGAUAAAAGCUUAUGGUAGGGCAAAGCUAUAUGAUAAAGCUCUCUCUGUGUUUGAGCACAUGAGAAGUUGUGGGACUUGGCCGGAUGAAUGCACAUAUAACUCACUCAUUCAAAUGCUUGUUAGUGGUGAUUUGCUGGAAAGAGCAAGGGAAUUAUUGGCUAGAAUGAGAGAGGUGGGGUUCAAACCUAGAUGCGAGACCUUUUCUGCUGUCAUUGCAGGUUAUUCAAGGAAAAGUUUGAUUUCUGAAGCCAUUGAGGUCUACCAUUUAAUGAAGACCUCAGGUGUCGAACCAAAUGAAAUUGUCUAUGGCUCAUUAAUAGAUGCAUUUGCAGAGGCUGGGAAAGUUGAUGAAGCACUUCACUGUUAUAACUUGAUGGAAGAAUCUGGACUUAAUGUUAAUCAGAUAGUUCUUACAUCUGUGAUUAAGGCUUAUAGUACGAUUGGCUACUGGAGAGAAGCUCAGAAGCUGUAUGCAAAGAUGAAGAACAUGAAAGGUGGUCCAGAUAUAAUUGCCUCAAAUUGCAUGAUCAAUCUUUAUGCAGGUCUUGGGAUGGUGAGUGAAGCGAAAUUGAUUUUUGAUGACUUGAUAAGAAAUGGUCAGGCUGAUGGUGUUUCGUAUGCAACAAUGAUGUAUCUUUACAAGAGCAUGGGCAUGCUAGAUGAGGCAAAUGAUGUUGCUCAGGCAGUGCAGAAGUCAGGCUUGCUUACUGAUCCAGCUUCAUAUAACAGUGUAAUGGCUUCCUAUCUGGUCAAUGGGAAGCUAAGAGAAUGUGCUGAACUGUUACAUCAGAUGCUGGCACAAAGAAUAUUACCUGAUGCCUCAACAUUCAAAACACUAUUUACUGUGUUAAAGAAAGGAGGUAUCCCAUCUGAGGCAGUCUCCCAGCUAGAGUCAUCUUACAAUGAGGGAAGACCUUAUGCAAGGCAGGCAAUAAUUACCUCCUUGUUCUCAGUGGUAGGAUUGCAUGCAUUUGCACUAGAAUACUGUGAUGCCUUUGUCUCUGCUGAGGUUGCUCUUGACUCCUUUGCAUAUAAUGUUGCAAUUUAUGCAUAUAGUGCCUCAGGACAGGUUGAUAAAGCCUUGAAUCUGUUCAUGAGAAUGCAAGAUGAUGCACUGAAACCAGACCUUGUUACUUUCAUAUAUUUGGCUGGUUGUUAUGGGAAAGCAGGAAUGGUUGAAGGAUUAAGGCGCAUUUAUGGCCUACUGAAAUAUGGGGAAAUUGAGCCUAAUGAAUCUCUUUACAAGGCUCUUAUAGAUGCCUAUGAGGAUGCUGGCAAACAUGAUCUUGCGGAAAUGGUGGAUCAAGAGAUGAGAUUUAGCAUUCAUACAGAAAAGAGUGAUAAAUCAGAAAAUGAAAAUGAUUAAUUGCUUAUUUACUUUAUAUGCAAAACUACCUUGGAUUGUUAGGGUUGUACUAAAUUCACAAAUCUUGUAAUAUUUAGAAGCACUAUGCUAUUAAAGUCUUGUAAUGUACUAUAGCAUCUCACAUUUCAGUUUGAUUACAUUAUCUGCAAUAGGUGUGAAUAGUUAUUGUGAAGGUGAUACUGAUGUGCUAGUUUUUGAAAGAUUGAGCAUUAUGGGCAUCUUGCCUUGACGAUCUAUGAAGUGGAAAAGACAAAUCUGUAUUUAAGUUAUUUAGCUAUGAUAUCGGUCUGUAGUGCUUUUCUGCUCAA